Molecule: messenger RNA, 10517 nt
Organism: Sander lucioperca (pikeperch)
Lineage: Eukaryota; Metazoa; Chordata; Actinopteri; Perciformes; Percidae
Gene: nav1b
Product: neuron navigator 1b
Exons: 35
Coding region: 555-7148 (2197 amino acids)
Biological process (GO): neurogenesis; nervous system development; microtubule bundle formation
Cellular component (GO): microtubule cytoskeleton; axon initial segment
Molecular function (GO): ATP hydrolysis activity
Source: RefSeq, a predicted model, not a curated record
UCUGGCUGUGACUCAGGACGCAGAGCGCCAGGCGGAAUAAGAUGCAUACAUAACCUGUCAGGCUGAACUGUGACAUAGAAGGAGAGAGACAAGACAGUGCAGAGUAUUAGGCAGUUUUAUGAGCGUUUCACCAGGUAUUUGGCCCGGUUUUAGCUCAGCACUUUUGUUCAGAGAUACUUGGACUGGAACAGCGCCAGGUCCAUUUGCAAGUCAGAGAGCGCUAAGUAGUCUGAUGCACAGGCACCAACUGCAGCAGAGGAUCUGUCUAGAGUAUUGUUAUGCAAGCAGGAAGGGAGCAGUCCCACAUUGAUCCAGGCAUUGGACAGAGGCUGGGAUGCUUUGGUCCUUGAUGCUGUUUUGAGCUGGAGGCUGCUGUUUGCUGUCCCAUCAUGCAGUAUACUGUACUAGCACAGUGCUCGGAGCAGUCGCUCUGCACAGUUAGAUCAUGAGAGGGACGGACUAAUGGAGACCUGCUCAUCACUCAGCUUUGCUUGCACUCUUUUUAAGUUUUGUCAACCUCAUUUCAGAUCUCAGUCCAGUGACUGUCCCCAAACAUGAGCGGUGGAGUGAAUAUCAAAGUCAUAUCUCCGAGUCAGAGCGACGCAGGUGUCAUCUCGAGUCUGCCUUUACCUCGAAGCAUGAUGCCUCUCUCCAAGAUGGAUCCCAAACAACACAGCGGGCCCCCCAAUCCCACACUGCAGUAUCAGCACGCCCCCAAACGACGGCCUUCCUAUUCUCCAUCUUCGGUUUCCUCGGGUCCUGCAGAGCUGCUGAGGGGUGCAGCUUUAAAGAACCACCUGCUGCAGCAAAAAGCUGGAAUGAAUUCUCAUAGAAGUCCAGCAGCUACAGAACGAACUGAUGGAACAUGCUCGGCGUACAGCAGCCCUCAGAUACCGAAGAGGGAAGUCCGACGCUCUAAAGACACACUGGACCUCCGCGCCAGCACGCUGAACCAGAAGGCUUUGCGAGACCUCCAGUUAAGACGAACCACCAACAAAAACUGGACCUUUGGAAAAUAUCGUCUAAAGAGUGUGGACAACGCACAUGAGGAUGCCGCCUUGUGCCGGCUCUCUGCUAAUGUCCAGUUAGGCCACGGAAGAGGACGUCUCUUUUAUACUGAAGGUGCAAAUGGGAAUGAGAUAUCAGGCGUGUCCUUAGCUGGAAUGGGCAACACCGAAAAAAAGGUGAGGAACAUUUCCAUCCAGCACCUGGGUGCUUCGGAAAGAGACGUGUCCAACAACAAAUCAAAGUCUUCUCAUCACACAUUCAACAUGCGGCACAAAGGGAGUGAGCCAGGAAAAGUCUACAUGGCCGCUGUUGCUCCCUUCAGGUUCAGGGUUCAGGUCCAUGAGGACACAGAUCCCUCCCUUGAUGAUCUCAGUGAUUGUUCCUCUGACUCCAUGGAGGUCUGCUGUGACGAUCUAGGAGGCAUGCUUGGAAAUAGUGUGAAAGGCAGAGAAGGAGAUUUCAAGAUGGAAAGGGCGGAUAGCACAAAGGCAUACGGCCAAGCAGAUGGCAAAGGAGUUGGCAUGGCAGUUAAGAGGGCCAAGUCUGGAGUGCCCCAGACCACACCGAGGGGUGAACUGAAGGUUUACCGGGCGGGUAGCUCUGACGGCAGGUUACCAGUGCCCUCCAGUCUUCGCAAGCAGAGGUCUAUGACAAACCUGGCUGUACUCACUGAUGCAGAGAAGAAGUUGCACCUUUAUGAGCCCAAGUGGUGUGAUGACAUGGCCAAGCAUGGAGCAGGGCAGACCAAAAUGGGCAAGCCAAAGACCACAGGGGGUGGCAGCAGUGCCGGAGGGGGUGGCCCUCUCUCUCGAAACCUAUCCAAAUCUGAACACUCGCUGUUCCAGGGCAAACCCAAGCCCUUCAGCCCUCUGGCUGCUCCAUCUGCUCUGAGCAAGCAGAGCCGCAUACCUCGUGCUCCUUACGCCGAGGUGAAGCCACUGAGCAAGGCACCUGAGGAUGGGAAGUCGGAUGACGAGAUCCUGUCCAGCAAGGCAAAGGCCAACGCUAAGAAGCAGGGAGCCGGAGCCGGAGGGGAGUCCGGUUCCAAAGGAGAGGAAGGGGGGGACAAGCCCUUCCUGAAGGUGGACCCAGAACUGGUGGUGACAGUGCUGGGUGACCUGGAGCAGCUGCUUUUCAGUCAGAUGUUAGACCCUGAGUCCCAGAGGAAGCGGACUGUGCAGAAUGUUCUUGACCUCCGCCAGAAUUUGGAGGAUACAAUGUCGAGUCUGCGGGGCUCCCAGCUUAGUCAUAGCUGUAUGGACAGCAGUAAUGUGGGCUAUGACAGCGAUGAGACCAACGCUCGCAGCAUAUCCAGCCUGUCCAACCGCUCAUCGCCUCUCUCCUGGCGCCACGGCCAGUCCAGCCCUCGCCUUCAAGCGGGCGACGCCCCAUCCUCCACAGGCGGAGGGUACCAGGGGAGUAAGACUGGCUCCCAGUAUACAGCCCAUACGAUGCCAGCUCGCUGCUCCAGCCGCCUCAGCAGCACGUCUCGCAUCGAGCUCAUUGAAGGGUUGGAUGAUGCCGACCUCAAGUCUGGUUACCUGAGUGACAGCGACCUCCUAGGAAAGAGCCUGCCGCAUGACGACGACGACGACAACCUGGCUAAUGGUUGGGAUGAGAGCAGCUCCAUCAGCAGUGGGCUCAGCGACGGUGAGGGCGAUGGCUCGGAGAACCUCAGUUCAGAGGAGUUCAACGUCAGCUCCUCCCUUAACUCCCUCCCGACCACACCCCUGGGAUCCAGACGCAACUCUUCUGCUAUGCUCCGCACUGAUGCAGAGAAGCGUUCCCUGGUGGAAAGUGGACUUUCUUGGUACAGCGAGGAUGGCAAAACCGUCCACAAGCUUGAUAGUUGCAGCUACGACACGGGGAGUCUCAAGACGGAGACCCCAAGCAAGUGGAGAAAGAAGCCUCCAAGCCUUAGUGACGAUACAGGGUGUAAAGGAGAACUGAGGAAGCCUCAAAGCUUGGGUCAUCCAGGAAGUUUCAAGAAGGGUCGUAAUCCUCCUAUAGGCGUGACCUCCCCCAUAACCCAUACUUCUCAGAGCACGUUAAAAGUUGCAGCACCUAAAAGUGAGAAGCCACUGGAUAAAUCCAGGAUUUCCCUCAAAACUGCUGGUCUACAACGGUCUCGUUCAGACGCUGGCAGGGAUCAUCACGGAGAGCACCGCAAGCCCCCGUCAGGUUUAGUUAAACCCACAGCUGGAGCCUCCUUUGGCUACAAGAAACAACCAACGGCCACCGGUACCGCCACUGUUAUGACAGCAGGGGGCACCACCAUCUCCAGUGGCUCUGCUACUGUGGGGAAAACCCCCAAGUCCUCUGGUAUCCCUGUUAAGCCUGUGGCAGGAGGUACACCGUCGGGUCGAAAGAACAGUUUUGAUGCCAGCAGUGAGCAGAGCUUCUUGGGGCCCAACGCCCGAAACAGUAUUCAGUACCGCAGCCUGCCUCGACCGGCGAAAUCGAGCACACUCAGUGUGAUCGGUCGCCCUGCACCUCGGCCUGUCAGCGGUACCAUUGACCCCAGUCUGUUGAGUUUGAAACCUGUGCCCAUGGCCUCCACAGGCCCCAAGAUUAAAGAGCCCAGCAGCUGCGGCAGUAAGAUGUCUAACAGAACGAGCACAGGCCCGGUGAACAUGACAGACCGAGAGAAGGAGAAGGAGAGAGCCAAAGCCAAGGCUGUGGGUGCCGACGUAGACUGUGGUUCUCUGAAAGGAGAGACUCAGUCCACAGGAGAGUCCACUGUGAAACUGCACGGCCUGAGACGGACCGGCAGCAGCAAAUACCCUGAACUGUCAUCACCCACCACACCAAGGAUGCUGAACACUAAGUCUCUGGGUCGUCCAACCAGCUUGGCUCACAUGGACAAGAUGAACUUCAACAGUCUUGACUCCUGUGUGACCAUCCACGACCUCCCGCCCAAAGUCCCCCCGUAUUCCAAGCUGCAGGACUUGGCUGGUUCCCACACCUCAUCCCGCCUCACCCCCAGCCCAGCGCCUGUGCUCCACAUCAAUUCCCCCAGCUCCUACACCAGUGAAAGCCUGAGUCUGAGCGGAUCACCGCUGCUCUACCCCAAGCUGUCUGGCAUGCACCGCAGCAUGGAGUCUCUGCCCCUCCAGAUGAGCGUGGCUUCCAGUGCGAGGUUUGUCAGAACUGAGAUGCAUGACAAGGAAGAGAGAGGUACGGGAACCUGGGGAGCCGGAAGCAGGACAUCCCUCAACCUCACAGAUAGCUUGCAAACAGACAGAAAUACCUUGCCGAAGAAAGGAUUAGAACGCUAUGACUCAAGCCUGUCAGACAGUGACGGCAAACCUGGAAGGCGCCACUCCCACACCAUAGUCAGCAUGACAGAGAGCGAUAGCCCCCCUCAGCUGCCUUCUCCCACCCGCCCUCUCCACCCCUCCUCCGGCAAGGCUCCCCUCACCAACGUGGUUGCCCCAAUUACUAGUGGCAGCCCGAGGAUAUCUCGCUCUAACAGCAUAGGCCCACCUAGUGAGUCAGCCUGCGAUCUCUAUGGAUCCUCCCCCCUGGGCAGCAGUAUGUCCCUGGCUGACCGGCCAAAAAGCAUGAUGCGGUGCGGGUCUUUCCGUGAACCCGGAGAUGAUGUGCAUGGCUCCGUGCUCUCUUUGGCGUCCAAUGCUUCAUCCAACUAUUCCUCGAAUGAGGAGAGGAUACAAGGGGAGCAAAUCCGCAAGUUAAGGCGAGAGCUGGAGUCUUCCCAGGAAAAGGUUGCCGACUUGACCAUGCAGCUUAGUGCCAAUCUAGGCCAGGCUAAUCUGGUAGCGGCAUUUGAGCAGAGUUUGGCGCUGAUGACGGCACGCCUGCAGACCCUGUCGGUCUCCUCGGAGCAAAAGAUCCCGUCAGUGAAAGAGAAGCUACCAGAGGACAUAGUUGUCCUGGAAAUGAGUUGUGGGUCAAAGGACUCUGAGCUCACUGAGCUGAAGGAUACCAUCGAGGUUCUGAGGGUCAAAAACACAGAGGCCCAAGAAAUAAUUCAGGGGGCCCUCAGUAAUCCGGACAUCACACCUAAAGAACUGCUGAUCAAACGCCAGAACUCCUCAGAAAGCAUCUCCAGCCUCACCAGUAACACCAGCCACACCAGCCACUCCAGCCACUCUAGUCUGGGUAGUCUCAAAGAGCAGGAGGCCAAGAAGAAGAAGAAAAAGGGCUGGGUCUUUGAGUUACGCAGCUCCUUUAACAAGGCCUUUAGUAAGAAGGGCUCUAAGCCGUCAGGGCCGUAUGCUGACAUUGAGGAAAUUUCCACCCCAGAAUCCUCUGCACCUUCCUCCCCCAAAGUUCACCAUGGUGGAAACAACCCUCCAUUGUCAAUGAAAUCAUCAGCCUCUACAUCAUCAUCAGGACUCUGUGAAGGAGAUGAGGUGGGGGAUGAUAAGGUUGUAACAGAACUGCGUACAGAGCUGUGGGAGAAGGAGCGCAAACUGACAGACAUCCGCCUGGAGGCUCUGAGCUCUGCCCAUCAGCUGGAGCAGCUGCAGGAGGCCAUGACCAACAUGCAGUCGACAGUGGAGAACCUGAAGGCUGAGAAUGACCAUCUGAAGACGGGUGGUCUGUCUCCCUGUCCAUCUCCAGGACCCUCCAGCUCUGUCUCCCAGUCCUCGGGUCUAACUGCUCUGGGAAGUUUAUCACCUCGACAGUCCGUAGCCAUGCACAUGCCCAAAAGCUACAGCAGAGGGCUGAGUGAGGGGGGAAGCUCAGCAGACAUCCACUCUGCAGAUUUCCUCAGUCUUUCCUCACAGAGGGAUGAUCACCGUGUUAGGGUGGUGAUUUGUGUUGCAGAUUUACACGUCUUUAAAGAUGAGGUCAAACAGCAGGAUUUCUUUGUCGGCACUGUCAGGGUGAAUGGCAGGAUGGACUGGUCCAUGCUGGACUCAGCUGUCAGCCAGGCUUUCAAGGUGUACAUAGCCAAGGUGGACCCCACUUCUAGUCUGGGCCUGUCUACAGACUCCAUCUACAGUUACAGUAUGGGCCAUAUUAAGAGAGUGCUGGGAGGAGAAGGUCCAGAAACCCAGCCCUCUCGCUGCAUGUCCCGAGGUCCCAGUAGCAUCACGGUGGCCCUGAAAGGUUUGAAGGAGAAGUGUGUGGACAGCUUGGUAUUCGAAACGCUCAUUCCCAAACCCAUGAUGCAACACUACAUCAGCCUGCUGCUCAAACACCGCCGUCUUAUCCUGUCUGGACCGAGCGGGACGGGUAAGAGCUACCUGGCCUCCCGGCUGGCUGAAUACCUGGUGGACCGCAGCGCCCGUGAAGUCACCGAUGGCAUCGUGGUCACUUUUAACUUGCACCGCCAGUCAUGCAAGGAUCUGCAGCUUUAUCUCUCCAACCUGGCCAAUCACAUCGAUCGGGAAACCAGCACGUCAGAAAUACCGCUGGUCAUUAUUCUGGAUGAUAUUCACGGGCCUGCUUCCAUCAGCGAGCUUGUCAACGGUGCUCUCACCUGUAAAUAUCACAAAUGUCCUUACAUUAUUGGAACAAGCAAUCAGCCAGUGAAGAUGAUAGCGAACCACGGCCUCCAUCUCAGCUUCAGGAUGGUGACCUUCUCCAACAAUGUGGAGCCAGCCAAUGGCUUCCUGGUGCGCUACUUGCACAGGAAGCUGAUGGAGUCGGAGGAUGAGAGAAGCUUGACCAAUGAGGACCUGAUCAGGGUGUUGGACUGGGUGCCCAAACUGUGGUAUCAUCUGCACGCCUUCCUGGAGAAGCACAGCACGUCGGACUUCCUCAUUGGCCCUUGCUUUUUCCUGUCCUGUCCGGUCACGGUGGAUGAGUUUCGAUCGUGGUUCAUUGACCUUUGGAACCACUCUAUUAUUCCUUACCUGCAAGAGGGGGCCAAGGACGGCAUCAAGGUCCACGGCCAGAAAGCGGUAUGGGAGGACCCAGUGGAGUGGGUUAGAGGCACCCUGCCUUGGCCGUCUGCCCAGCAGGACCAGGCAAAGCUGUUCCACCUGCCUCCCCCCAGCAUCGGCUCCAGCAGCCCCGGUCAGCCCUGCGAGGAGAGGCCUCACAAGGAGACUCCACCCAGCUCCAUGGAAUCUGAUCCCCUGAUGGCAAUGCUAUUGAAACUUCAAGAAGCUGCCAAUUACAUUGAAUCCCCAGACAAAGAAGACCCUAGCCUGCCUAGACUUUGAACACAAAGCUUACACUUAACACUUCAUAUUUGAUGGGUUUUUUUUGUCCACCGUAAUGAUGCAGUGCACAUUCAGGAACAAAAGGAUCCCUCAGAAACGGUUGUAGGGUGAUUAAAACUGUCAUUCCCGCCCACAGUAGGUUAAAUGUAUAACUCGGUAAUUACAAAUCAUCAUUUUAUUACAUACAGUAUUUUCAAAAGAUUGUUCACAAGUAUUGAAUGAACAGCUAUUACUUUUCUGUGUAUUUGACUGGAUGACAUUCACUUCAGUUUCCUUUUACCACCACAUUAGCACUCAGUGCUCUUAGAUCGGUGCUAAGAGAUCACUAAGAAUCGUCUCAGCGCUUUCACUUCAGGUGAUUUCUGUCCUUGCAGUCCAUCCUGUGUUGUGCUGAAGUGCAUUAUGGGAUAUGGAGUGCUUGUCAGCAGGAGCUAUUCUCAAUUAUGGUGACUCAUUUUUGGAAACGAGUAUGACAGCAUGACAGAUGCUACUAUUUAUUGCAACGUUUUUUGGUACAUAUCGACUGUAUAAGUCUUUGAAGGCCAAAUCUUAUACAUAUGCAAUCCUGAACUUUACAACCUGAGCAGGUAAAACAAAUAAAAUGCCUUAACAACAAAGACUUCAAUGUCACCUCAACUUCUGCAGAGUACACUGGUGCUUUCAUCAAUAUCAUCCCAGCUAAGACAGUCAGGAAUCAGUUAUUUCUUCAACCCUCUGCAUUAUUUAUUUCCAUUAAUCUUCUUGUUUUUUAACAAUAUCAAAUGUUAAAGGAUCACUUAUCAGUAUUUGUUUUGACAUAAUCUCUUCUUUAUCAUUGUUAUGGCUUAUAAAUUGAUUAAUUAAACUUGCUGUCAUACUCUUUUGCAUAAAACAAAACCAAUUUAUUAGUGAUGUGAGUUCAUCACUUUGUCGCUGCACAGUACCAUCAUUUCCAAGCACUUAAUGUAGUUUUAUGAACUGCUUUAUGUAAAACGUGUCACCAAUGUUGCCACAUAUAUCAGGUAUUAGAUAGUUAUUACACAGGGAUUAUGUAACAUAACAAACGCCCUCUGACUAAACAGAUUGAGCAAAUGCUAUUUGAAUCCAAUUUAGAUUUUUUUUCUGUAACAUUUAUCUAGGAAAGAGUCCAUUUUCUUUUUUUAUCUUUCACCCCAUAUUCAGAGUUACUGUAUAUAUUAUGUACAUACAAUCAGGCUACAUCAAAGUUAUUUUAUCUAUAUUAUUUGGUGCAAAUAUCUAAUAUACUGGACCAAAUACUGUACUUUAAUCAUGUGUAUUGACUGUCAUGUUAGUGGUUUCAGUUCAACUAUGAAUGUAUAAAGAACACUUAUAAAAACAACCAUAUAACAGUAUCACUAAUGUAGUAGGUGCUUUUAAAAGAAGCCUUAUCGCAAAGCUCCACUGCAAAACACUUUGAACAAUGUCUGAGUAGAGUGAUUUUAAAGCUACCUUUGCCCAUUUUCAUUUACAACAGUUCAUGCACUUCAUAAACAGAAUUAACUCACGCUUAUUAUCAUCAUUUAGGUACGCAUGGUGCUCUUUUUUUUUUAACAAGGUCCCGGACUGUUUUAGUGUUGAAUAAAGAUCACGUAGACUUUCAGGCUAGGUUAGCAAUGAGUUUUGUGUCAUACAGUAGAAAUGUCAAACGCUAAAGUAAUGUAAAAUAAAUAAAUCCGGAAGAUAAUGUCUGAUAUUUUUAGGCCAUGUUGAGUAAGUGUUGAAGACAUUUUGUAGAGGCAAUGAAGUCAUGUGAGACAAUGUAGGUGUUAUGCCCAUGUUAAUGUCGUACGGUAUUCAUAUUUGAGAAAACUUUGGGUACACAACACAGUGCAAAGUGACUAUGGAGAGUUGUUGUUCCAAGGCAAGAGUAAAAAGCAAAACGAUUUAAACACUUUUUAAGGUACUUUGUGUUGAUUUUUGUAAAAAAAAAAAUAAAUAAAAUAAAACUAAAAAAAGCCCUAAUGGAGUAAAUGGCAGACAAAGUGGUUGGGCAAGUAUUGUCGAAAUAAUUCACCUGUCUCGUUGUUUAGGUGCUCAGACUAAAAUUCCCAUGUACAUAAAUCCUGUAAAUGAAUGUCACUUUUAUGACAGCUCGAUAAGAAAGUUUAACAUUUUCAAUUGUAUCUGAGCUGCUUAUUGCUUCGUUAUUGCACUCUUUGCAUAAGGCUGAUAACAAAACUUCAAGCUAAUCCGCAGCUCUGAUUGGUCAGAUGUAAACAAAAAAAACAAAAAGGAAGGAAUUAAAGACAUCAAAGAGCAAAAAGAUACCAAAUGGCCCGUGACUCUCACACUGGUCCCAUGCCGAUUGAGAAUAAUGUCAGUUAUUGUAAAUAAAUCAAUAUUAGACAGUAUUACCAACCCUGGUCUGUUUCUGCAGGUUAACUAAAGCCAUCAGCUCGAGCUUCUCAUCUCAUUCACUGGUUGUUGUGCCUGUUACUCUGUAGUAGCUGUGAUUUGUGUUUGCUUACUAGUGUAUCAGGACUAUGCAGCAACUUCUACUGGUGUUGGCAAUCAGCAAAUGUCUGAUCCUCACAUGCAAAUGCAGUGUGUUUUCAUCUGGUCUGUCUUUGAGUUCCUAAUUUGGACCAAAUUGCACCACAGGACAAAAGUGGAAGGUUGUUUUAGCAGGCGCUACUGAGCGAGGAGGAUUUGUGCGGCGUUGCAUUGAGAACAGGAUUCAUAGAUGUAGUUAAAGAAAUGAAGCACUUUGGAAGCUGUUUCAUGUGUUUUGUCCUUAUGAAUGGCAACAAAAGUAUCAUAACUGGACUUGUAAAUGGUCAAAUGACGAUAAAAUCAGCACUUCACUGUUUGCAUAGUUAAUUUUAUGUAGAAUCAAACCAGAUAAAGAGAUGAACUGGAUCUCUUUAGCCAAUACAGGUUGCUGAAUAGUCAUUUUUGCAAAGCUUGUUGUGGGUACUAAACUAAGAUUUAAAAAAAAGAAAAAGUUAUGCGAUAUCUAAUGUCACUGAAGUGCAAAUGUUAAGGGUCUCUAAGUGUUGUAAAUGCAUGUAAACUUGCUGUGUGAUGAGAAAAAAAACUGACAUUAUUGUAUUGUUAGGAAAAUCAUUCUAGAUAAUGUUUUCCCUUUUAAUACUCCAAAUAUUUGAUAUUUCUUUUUCUUUUUCUAAAGAAUCCUUUGUAAAACUUAAUUUCUCUAUUUUGUACAGGACAUCAGUGUAAAGAUUGUAAAUAGGUCAGCAUUCUGGAUGCGGCAACAAUCAUUAAGGGACAGGGAAACAAAAAAAUCAUGCUUGAGAGAAAGGUAUAUUUCUUUAGAGUUGGGUCCAGUACGUGAAUAAAGCAUGUUUCUGAAGGCUUUCAUCCACCUAUCACUGGUUGUUGGAAUCAAUAAAAUACAUGUUAUAUUUA